AAAGAGCAGACACAGGUCAAGUUGUUUGUCAAGGCCAGCAGCGAUAGUGCCAAGAUUGGGAACUGCCCCUUCUCUCAAAGACUUUUUCAUGGUGCUCUGGCUUAAGGGUGUCACCACUGUAGACACCAAGAGGAGAACCGAGACAGUACAGAAGUUGUGUCCUGGAGGUCAGCUUCCAUUACUGUAUGGCAAUGAAGUAAACACAGACACUAACAAGAUUGAAGAGUUUCUGAAGGAAGUGCUGAGUCCCCCUAGGUACCCUAAGUUGGCAGCAAAGAACCCAGAAUCCAACACAACUGGCCUAGAUGUCUUCACCAAAUCUUCUGCCUACAUCAAGAAUUCAAACCCAGCACUCAAUGCCAACUUGGAGAAGGGGCUGUUGAAAGCCCUGAAGAUUCUGAACAACUAUCUGACAUCACCACUUCUAGAGGAGAUUGAUGAGAGUGUCUCCCACAGAAAGUUUCUGGAUGGUGAUGAGCUUACACUAGCUGAUUACAACCUACUGCCCAAGCUCCACAUUGUACAGGUUGUGUGUAAGAAAUAUCGGGGAUUUUCUAUCCCAGAAGAGUUUCAAGGGAUGCCAAGAUAUCUGUGCAAUGCUUAUGCCAGAGAGGAAUUUGCCUCUACUUGUCCAGAUGCCGAGGAGAUAGAGCUGGCCUAUGAGCUCGUAACCAAAAGCCCCUGA
This is a messenger RNA of Dromiciops gliroides (monito del monte), 685 nucleotides long. Its product is annotated as chloride intracellular channel protein 1-like. The record is from RefSeq and is a predicted model, not a curated record. Lineage: Eukaryota; Metazoa; Chordata; Mammalia; Microbiotheria; Microbiotheriidae.